AUGGCAUCCUACAUCGCCAACGAGAAGGUACACAAAAACCCCUUCUUACUGAUCCCAUCGGACAUGGAUAUGAACCCAGUCCGCCUGAUUCUGGAAGACCUCGUGUCGGUCCUCAGGCUGGACAAAUUGUUGAUAUACAUUAUGACCCUUCACAGUCCAUGUCCAUCAGGGCCAUUGGAUGAGCUAUAUCCCAAUUAUCCCAAUCUCCAAGAUAUCACUCUUCACGCCAUUCUCGUGGCUUUUCAGAGCCUGCUCCUGCUUGCUUCUGUUGUAUUCCUUUUCACCUUCUGGUUUCUCCCCGGUAUCUUUCCGGGAGGGUUGGUCCUCAUAGCCUGGGCUGUUACUGUGGCAAUAUUACGACUGCUAAACGGACAGCCGUCAGCCGACUGUCAGGUCGGGGUGCCCGAGAACGGCAUCUCUCCAGUCAACGAUAAAUCGGAAUUGUGGUUCUUUAUCAAUGGGAUCUGCACUGGACGAUCGUGGUUGCAAUCGAAUCUAACCUUGCUGGCCAAUACCUUCCAUCGGGAGAUAGUCGGCAUUCAUAAUCCAUCGAAGGGUUUGAUUCUAGACCUCUUAGAAAGCCUCAUUCAACGCGACCUCGACUACAAGACCCGGGACAUCCGACAAGGGAGGGCCCAGCUUCGGUCAGCGCUACGAGCCUCGGAAACACGCAAAGUCGUUCUGAUAGCCCAUUCCCAGGGCGGUAUCGAGGUAGCUUCCAUCCUGGAUUGGCUGUAUGGGGAGCUCGCCAACGAGACGCUGCGAAAGCUGGAGAUCUAUACUUUCGGCAAUGCGGCCAGGCACUUUCGCAACCCCUACCUACGAGAAGAUAGCGAUGAUCCCGUAAUUCAGCACAUCGAGCAUUACGCCAACAAGAAUGACUUUGUGGCGAACAUUGGCGUGCUGCAGUGCACAUCCCCGACGGCCAGGUACGCCGCGAACGACCUGUUUUCGGGAAAGGUGUUUCAACAGGACCGAAGUGGCCAUCUGCUGAAUAUCCACUACCUCGAUACCAUGUUUGGCGAGAACCAUGAGUUCAUGGAUACCAAGGUUCAAGCACGCGGGUUUUUACGGGAAGAACCAGGUGCUAGCCUCUCAUGGACAUCAAUCAUGGACCUUUCACGGUUGGCGAAAUACCGUAAUGGGAAAAGCCCGGAGGGCCGAGUGGAUGUCUGCUGUGAUGUCAAUGGUAGAUGACUUGAAGGCUUAAAACUAAUGUGGCGCUAUGAAGGGAUGACGCUCGGAGGUCCGUCGACUGUUCAAAUUUGCCACUAUCGGCCUGUAUUAACAGGUAUGGCAUACUCUACCAAAAUCUUCAUGCUGAUCCUUGGAAUUAGGCUAGGGUGCUGCCCUACCGAGGUCAGGCUGCUUCGACAUGUCAUGACGUCAAUAUCUAUAGUCUUUUUAAUUUCUAAUGGAACGUUCGCCAUUAAAGAUAAGAGAUUUACUAGUUUCCAAUAGCCUCUGGAUAUAAGUCAGUUGGUUAAAACACUUUGACGUUGGUUCUAUCACGUGGUUCACUCAUGGUGGUUGUUGGCAUAUACUGUUGUCGACGUGCUUUAG
This is a messenger RNA of Aspergillus candidus, 1563 nucleotides long. RefSeq lists its product as uncharacterized. Lineage: Eukaryota; Fungi; Ascomycota; Eurotiomycetes; Eurotiales; Aspergillaceae. The record is from RefSeq and is a predicted model, not a curated record. The transcript is spliced from 4 exons. Bases 1 to 1197 code for a protein of 398 amino acids.